Messenger RNA from Radiomyces spectabilis, 583 nucleotides. RefSeq lists its product as uncharacterized. Bases 244 to 546 code for a protein of 100 amino acids. The record is from RefSeq and is a predicted model, not a curated record. Lineage: Eukaryota; Fungi; Mucoromycota; Mucoromycetes; Mucorales; Radiomycetaceae. The transcript has a single exon.
AAUAAUGUAGGCAAACAGUUUCUGAAAAUUGCCUAGUGCAAGGAGAUUAUACGAUUAUUUGGUUAAGAAUAAAGCAAUACUAACUGUGAAUGUUAAAUUAAGCAAAAACAAGAAAAAAACAGAAAGAAAAAGCAGGCAAAGAAAAAUGAAAAAAAGAGCAACGGAGGCAAAAAACUAUCCAUUGUCGAAAGAAAUAAGCAAGGCAUGUUUAGCUGACGGGCGGAGAUUGCGGAACGCUGCGAGAUGGCGUCUCCACAGGCGAUUGUUCAGUCGAUCCAGGUGGGGUGCGUUGUUGGUCUUGCAACGCUUGCUCAGCAAGCGAUAACCGAAUGGCUUCCAUCACCAUCACCUCUUCAAGGUCCAUAUCCAUAUGACUGUUUAAAGAGUCCAUGUAAUUGGAGUAUUCGGAAGGCACCAUCGAACUGUAGGUACGUCUCGGCCGGCUCCGUGCAUUUCCUCCCGCGGCAUUCGGUCGCACCACCGUUCUUCGCGUUGUACCACUACCGGACAUGCUGCCUGAGUGACGUCGGCGAUUCGGAGGCAUGAUGUCCAGCAUAUCCUGCCAAUUCGGUCGAACUUGAUC